Dichomitus squalens LYAD-421 SS1 is the source of this 321-nucleotide messenger RNA. RefSeq lists its product as uncharacterized. NCBI's taxonomy places the organism in Eukaryota, Fungi, Basidiomycota, Agaricomycetes, Polyporales, Polyporaceae. The coding region runs from base 1 to 321 and encodes 106 amino acids. The transcript has 2 exons. The record is from RefSeq and is a predicted model, not a curated record.
AUGGUCUGCGAGGUCCUCACACGCGAGACGACACAGCUGCAGGCCCAUAUGCAGCCGCAGUCGUUUGGAAUGCUGCUUGCCCCACGUUCGACGCUGCGUCCCCCGCGUUCGCCUGAUCUCGCCUGCUAUCCCCGCUGUCAGUCGCGGCCCCCAGCGCUCGCUCUCGCACGUCCCUCGCUCUCGCACGUCCCUCGCUCUCGCACGUCCCUCGCUCUCGCACGUCCCUCACUCUCGCACGUCCCUGCCCAAGCCCACGCCGACGUCCACCCAAUCCUCGCUUGCCUCCGUCACCUCUCUAUCCCUGCGCUUCUACACGCCUAG